Molecule: messenger RNA, 594 nt
Organism: Rhodofomes roseus
Lineage: Eukaryota; Fungi; Basidiomycota; Agaricomycetes; Polyporales; Fomitopsidaceae
Product: CGI-121-domain-containing protein
Exons: 4
Coding region: 1-594 (197 amino acids)
Biological process (GO): tRNA threonylcarbamoyladenosine modification; telomere maintenance via recombination
Cellular component (GO): nucleus; EKC/KEOPS complex; cytosol
Source: RefSeq, a predicted model, not a curated record
AUGCUCUCCUUCCACCACCACCACCUCCCGGCACACAUCCACCUCGCCCUCUUCCACCCGGUCUCUCAUGCCGCCCAAAUCCGCGCCCGCAUCGUCCGCGCCAGCCAGCUCGAGGGCCCCGAAGGCGACGCGGAGCGCGAGGCCGUCAACUUUGCCUUCAUCGACGCCCGUCUGAUCACCAGCACUCUGCACCUGCAGACGGCGAUCCACCAAGCUAUCCUCGCCGAAGCCCAGGGCGCCCUGCGGACGAAGACAGUACACUCCGAGAUCCUCUGGGCACUCAGUCCCAACAACAAUAUCACUGAAGCCAUUAGGCGUUUCGGUGUGUCGGACAACACCACGGCGCUCAUCGUCGUCCGUGUAGGCUCGUCCGGGAUACCGGACAUUGAGCACCGUAUGAAGGCGAUCGCCACGGGCGACAUCCGUCCUCUGUCAGACCUCUCGAAGCUCACAGACUGGGCGACGGUCAAGAAGUACUACAAGCUCAAUGCGGACCCUGCGAUGAAAGCACCGGGCCUAUCCCCGGAGCAGCAGAAACUCGUCGCCGACGAGAUCGUCGUGAGCACGGUCGCAAUGAAGAGCGUAGCUGCAUGA